AUGGGAGCCCCAGCUGAAGCAAUGGCACUGGGAAACUCCUCCCAGGUGACUGAAUUCAUCCUCCUUGGGCUUUCUGAUAAAAGGGAGCUACAAGUCCUCUACUUCACCUUCUUCUUCCUGGCCUAUGCCAUGGUUUUGCUGGGAAACCUCCUCAUCAUUGUGACAGUCAGGAGUGACCCCAAGCUGUCCUCACCCAUGUACUUCCUCCUCUGCCAUUUGUCCUUCAUAGAUAUCUGCUGCACCUCUAUCACCUCUCCCAGGCUGCUGGUGGACCUCCUCUUUCAGAGGAAGAGCAUUGCCUUUGAAGCCUGUGUGGCUCAGCUUUUUUUCCUCCACUUUGCUGGGGCCUCAGAGAUGUUCCUCCUGACGGUGAUGGCGUACGACCGCUACGCUGCCAUCUGCAAACCCCUGCACUACACAGCCCUUAUGAACAGGCAAGUGUGCUGGGUCCUGGUGUCUGCCUGCUGGGCAGGGGGCUUCCUCCACUCCAUUGUCCAGACCCUGCUCACAAUCCAGCUCCCUUUCUGUGGCCCUAACAAGAUUGACAACUUCUUCUGUGACGUGACCCCUGUCAUUCGUCUCGCCUGCACGGACGUCUACGUCACCGAGUGGCUCAUGGCUUCCAACAGUGGCUUCAUCUCCCUGCUUUGCUUCCUGGUGCUGGUCACAUCCUACACCUUCAUCCUGGUCACAAUCAGGGUCCGUUUCACUGAGGGGCACUGGAAGGCCCUCUCCACCUGUGGCUCACACGUGCUGGUUGUCACCCUCUUCUUUGUCCCCUGCAUCUUCAUCUACCUCUGGCCCUUUUCUCCCUCCCCCUCUGACAAGCACAUCUGUGUGAUCUACACUGUGAUCUGCCCAGUGAUGAACCCCCUCAUCUACACCCUGAGGAAUAACGAGGUCAAGGCAUCCAUGUGGAAGUUGUGGAAGAGCUGCAGAGUCUCCUGA
Calypte anna (Anna's hummingbird) is the source of this 948-nucleotide messenger RNA. RefSeq names its product olfactory receptor 1509. Gene Ontology annotation, molecular function: olfactory receptor activity; G protein-coupled receptor activity. The transcript has a single exon. NCBI's taxonomy places the organism in Eukaryota, Metazoa, Chordata, Aves, Apodiformes, Trochilidae. The coding region runs from base 1 to 948 and encodes 315 amino acids. The record is from RefSeq and is a predicted model, not a curated record. Gene Ontology annotation, cellular component: membrane. Gene Ontology annotation, biological process: G protein-coupled receptor signaling pathway.